AUGGCCAAGACAAUCAACAGAGAAGAGCUGGGCAAGGUUGAGAUUAUAUUAGACCGAGAAUUAGAGAAAGCAAAAGGUGAGAUCGGUGUUGGGGACGCUAUUUACUUGGAGGAGCUGUUAUCCGAAAUCAGGGAUAAGUGUGACCAGGGAUUGCAGAACCUCAAAGCCAAACAGGACGAGUACAAAUUAUGGGUGGACAUGUUGGAGCAGGAGUUUCAGCUGAAGUUGAAAAAGAAGAAAGAAAAGUUUGAGGAGAGGAUGAAGAGAGAGAAGGAGAAACACAGAGAAGAGAAGGAAAAGUGGGAGGAAGAGAGAAGUUUAUUGAACGCAAAGUAUGAGGCGAUGCGGUGGACUUAA
Prunus armeniaca (apricot) is the source of this 357-nucleotide messenger RNA. The record is from the annotation of a GenBank genome assembly. Lineage: Eukaryota; Viridiplantae; Streptophyta; Magnoliopsida; Rosales; Rosaceae.